Messenger RNA from Rubroshorea leprosula, 2102 nucleotides. NCBI's taxonomy places the organism in Eukaryota, Viridiplantae, Streptophyta, Magnoliopsida, Malvales, Dipterocarpaceae. The record is from the annotation of a GenBank genome assembly.
CCACCACGCUAAGCGCCAAAACCCCAACCCUACUCCUCGCUUCAGCUUCUGGGCGGGCAGCGUGUUAGGAGGGAGAAGAUGGUUUUGUAUUGGCAGUAACAGAGGGACUCUACCGGUGGUGCUAUUUACGAGGCGAGGAUGAUGAGGGGUAUGAAUGCAGGCGUGGGGAGAUCAUGGUCGUUGGCUCCGACAGUUCCAGAAGCCGACGGAGUUAAAUCGGACGGUUAAAAGAAGGUGUUUUUUCCGCCGGAACCGGAAGCCACUGGUUGAGUCGGUGACUCGGUGCAGUGUCAGCCGUUAGUCCGUUACGUACGGGCACUUUUCAGCCCAGAAGAAAAAACCCAUCCGGAAAAACCGUCUUUAAUUGGGACUUGGGAGCCCAAAGUGGCCUUAGCGUUUCUGAGAAAGCCUUCUUCUAGUUGGGCCUCUUGUGUCUUGCUAUCAUAGCCCAAGCCCAACAAUAAGAAAAUGGAAGAAAAAAUUGAGUCCUAGACUCUUUGUUUUGAUUUAGAGUCCUCGACUCUUAUAGUGAUUGAUUCAGUGAAGAAUUAAUGUUGAAAUGUAUGAAAAUAAUAAUUACAAACUCAACGGUUGAAUAUAAUGUUAGGUGUGGAUUGGCUUGAUAUGAUCAAGGGAAUUCCUCAAAAGAUUUUGGCUUUUGAAAAAUUCCUUGAGGAAAAUCCAAAUUGGCGAAGUAAAGUGGUUCUCCUGCAGAUUGCUAUUCCCUCGAGGACAAAUGUUCCUGAGUGUAUGUUCCUUCCUUCUGUGUUGCACUCUGAUGCUUAUGAUUGUUGUGCAAAAGUCACAAAUAUAAAUCAAAAGUUUACAAGCCAGGUUCAUGAGAUUGUUGGGUGCAUAAAUGGAAAAUAUGGGACUAUCACUGCUGUUCCAAUACAUCAUCUGUUUGCUGGUGCUGCGCAGUCCCUUGGUUCUGGAGCUAUCUUGGUAAAUCCCUGGAAUAUCACUGAAGUUGCUUCUUCAAUUGGCAAGGCUUUGGAAAUGUCAGCAGAUGAAAGAGAACAGCGGUACCAUCAUAACUACAUGCAUGUGACAACACACUCAGCUCAAGAAUGGGCUGCAACCUUUAUAAGUGAACUUAAUGAUACUAUUGUUGAAGCUAACCUAAGGAUCACUCAUGUUCCACCAGCACUCCCUAUUAAAACUGCAGUUGAUUGUUAUUUCAAAUCCAAGAACCGAGUGCUGAUACUGGGAUUCAAUACAACUUUAACUGAACCAGUAGAUGGCAUUGUGAGGACUGACAGUCAGAUUAAAGAAAUGGAGCUCAAAUUGCAUCCGGCUUUGAGAGAACCCUUGAAGACGCUUUGUGAUGAUCCAAAGACAACAAUUAUUGUCCUAAGUGGGAGCGGUAGAAAUAACUUCAAUGACUACAAGUUGUGGUUGGCAGCAGAGAAUGGCAUGUUUUUACGUAGUUCAUUGGGAGAGUGGAAGAACACAAUGCCUGAAAAUUUGAAUCAUGUAUUCAAAUAUUUUACUGAAAGAACACCUCGGUCUCAUUUUGAGUUCAAUGAAACUACUCUUAAUUGGAACUAUAAGUAUGCAGAUCAUGUAUUUGGAAGACUUCAGGCGAGAGAUCUGUUGCAGCAUCUGUGGACUGGUCCAAUCUCUAAUGCACCUGUUGAAGUCGUCCUAGGUAGCCAAUCUGUUGAGGUUCGACCUGUAGGGUUUUCGAAGGGCGCGGUAAUUGAUCGUAUCCUAGGUGACAUAAUUCAUGGAAAAUGCAUGAAGGAGUCAGUUGAUUAUCUCCUGUGUAUUGGGCACUUUCUAGUGAAGGAUGAGGACAUUUACACUUUUUUUGAGUCGGGGCUUUCCGCAGAAGCACCAAUGCCUGACAAGACAUCUGCUUCAAAGUCACCACAGAAGGAAGGUGUGGAGGGGGGCAUGCCAGUAUCGCUUGAACUGUUUGAAGUUGAGACUGCCAAUUACUUCUCUUGUGCUGUUGCACGGAUGUUGCUUCCUGGUAUUUACCGGAAAUAUUGGUAAUUUACCUUUUGGGAAUUAGUGAGUGAUUGCCCUCCUAAUUUGGAGGCAUGUCUUUGGAACGGAAUCCCUUUUGUUCUGUAUAAUACAGAAGAAUCUAUUCU